AUGGGUGCCUAUCCAUCAACUGAUCCGCACACGUAUUGCGUGCCAACUGAUGAGCCAACCGAUGAUAAUUGUGGUCCUGUUUAUAUUAACUAUAACAGACUUCUCCAAGUUGGCGGAGCUUAUAUUGCUACCUUCAGAAGCCAGCCAGACUCUGUUACAACGCCACAACUUAUUAAAGCAUCGAGUAUUAAGUAUCAUGAGCAAGAAUGUUUUGGUGAAAGAGAAGUUAUGCCAGACGGUAAAUAUGGUCCUUACAAAUGGAUCACAUAUACACAGUUAUAUGAAUACGUAACAUCAUUUGCAGCUGGUCUCCAACAACUUGGUGUUGGAUAUGGCGACUCCAUCGGUAUCUAUUCCCAUAAUUGCAUGUACUGGCAGAUUGGUCAGUAUGCUUCCCAUUUCUUAGGUGCCGUAACAGUUCCAGUUUAUGACUCCCUUGGCGCUGGUGCUGCCUCAUAUAUCGUUGACCAUGCAGAAUGCAAAGUUGUUCUUGUUCAUCCAACAAAACUUGAGUCAGCCCUCAAGAUUUUCGAUGAACCAAACACACCAUUGAAGCAUAUCAUCGUUAUUGGCGAUACUGCCCCAACAGAUCGUCCAAAUAUCCAUACAACAACCGAAAUCUUAGAGAAUGGUCGUAAAGUUAAAGAUUUCAAGCCAUAUCCAGUUAAGCCAUCAGAUGUUGCCAUCAUCAUGUACACAUCUGGCUCAACAGGAACACCAAAAGGCUGCGUCUUGACCCACCAAAAUAUCAUCGCUGGUGGAACAGGCCUUGCUGAUCCAAACGGUUCUGUUACAACCUCCGAUACAUACAUUUCAUUCUUACCUCUCGCCCACAUCUACGAACUUGCUUCUCAAACAUGUUUCCUCGCACAAGGCUGCAGAAUCGGCUUCUACACAGGAAGCAUCAAGAACAUCAUGGAUGAUGUCCAGGCCCUUAGACCAACAAUGAUGCUUGGCGUUCCUCGUGUAUUUAAUAAGAUUGCCGAGACAAUGAACUCCAAGAUCGACAAGCUUCCAACACCAAUGAGACUCUUGAUCCGUGGAGCCCUCAAAUUAAAGAUCGAUGCCCUCUUAAACGACAAGCCAACAUCAUUACUUAUCGAUAACUUCCUCUUCUCCAAGUUCCGUGCGGCUCUCGGUGGCAGAAUCAGAUUCAUCGUCUCCGGCGGUGCUCCAAUUCUCCCAGAAGUCUACAAUUUCCUUCGCGCUGCCAUUACACCAAACAUCAUCCAAGGCUACGGACUUACAGAGAUCUCCGCUGCCGGCUGCAUCCAGCAGAUCAACUCCAAGAACCCAAUGACAGUCGGCGCAACAGCCAUUGCUACAGAUCUCAAAUUGCGCAGAGUCGAAGGCAUGGAUUACGACCCACACGCUGAGAAUCCAUCCGGCGAAAUCCUCUUCCGCGGCCCAUCCGUAUUCAUCAGAUACCACAAGAACGAGGAGUUGACAAAAGAAGCAUUACAGGACGGCUGGUUCGCUACAGGCGAUAUCGGUAUCAUUACAAGCGAUGGAACAGUCCAAAUUAUCGAUAGAGUCAAGCAACUCGUUAAACUCUCUCAAGGAGAAUAUAUCUCUUUGACUUCUCUUACAGACGCUUAUGGUUCGGCCAAGGGCGUUUCUGGCAUUUACAUUUACGCUGAUGGCCACCAUAACCAUCCAAUUGCUGUCGUUAUCCCAACAGAACAGCAGAUUAAGGAAUGGAAGGAAGCUGGUAUCGAAAACUUCAAGGAAUCAAAGAUCGCUCAUGAUGAUAUGAUUAAGAACCUCGAUGAGCUCGCAAAGGCUCGUAAUCUUAGAGGUUUCGAAAAAUUAACUGCAAUUCUUCUUGAUGAUGUCAAAUUUACAAUUGAUAAUGGCCUCCUUACACCAUCCCAGAAGCCACAGCUUUCUAAACUCAAGAACAAAUACGAGGCUAGACUUAUCGAAUUAUAUGAAGCACAUCCAGAACUUCGCGGAUAA
Molecule: messenger RNA, 1959 nt
Organism: Trichomonas vaginalis G3
Lineage: Eukaryota; Parabasalia; Trichomonadida; Trichomonadidae
Product: long chain fatty acid--CoA ligase family
Exons: 1
Coding region: 1-1959 (652 amino acids)
Cellular component (GO): endoplasmic reticulum; membrane
Molecular function (GO): long-chain fatty acid-CoA ligase activity
Source: RefSeq, a predicted model, not a curated record